GUCGAAGACAUUACCAGACGACUAAAUUUCUUAACACACCAUAGAGUGCACAGAAACUAGAGACAUGACUUAAAAUGACACAGACAUGACAUCACAAACCAUUGAACUGGCAGCCCUAGGAAGACCUCUGUAUCCUGGUAUGCUGUAUGACUGCCGCAAGGAUUCCUUCAUUCCAGGUGUUACUUUGUGGGAUAAGAAAUCACUGAGGGAAGAUCUGGACAGUCGGCCACAGCUGAUGACAGAUUUGAAGUUCAGUAGCUCUGACUCUCUAUCUAGUAAGUCCAAUCUCCUCAAUGUAAGUGCUUCCCUGAAGGCAAGCUUUUUGGGGGGGCUGGUGGAGGUGGGAGGAUCUGCCAAGUUCCUGAAUGACACCAAAUCUUCAAAUCAGCAGUCCAGAGUAACAAUGCAUUACAGCGAAACAUCAAGAUUCGAUCAACUCACUAUGACUCAGCUGGGAAAGAUCAUCUACGCUCAGGUAUUCGACCAGAAAACUGCAACUCAUGUGGUCACGGCUGUGCUGUACGGAGCUCAUGCCUUCAUGGUGUUUGAACGCUCAUUUGCAGAAAAUGAAAACAAGCAGGACAUUGAGGGAGAACUGAAUGUCAUGGUGAAGAAGAUCCCUGGAUUUUGCAUUGAGGGAAAAGGAGCUUUAAAAAUGACAGAGGAGGAUAAUAAAAAGGCUGAGACUAUCACCUGCAUAUUUCAUGGUGAUGUCCAUCUGGAGCAGACUCCCACAACGUACCUAGAGGCCGUAGAGGUGUACAAGAACCUCCCCAAUCUGUUGAAGAAAAAUCCACAGAAUGCAGUGCCAAUAAAAGUCUGGCUCUAUCCUCUUUGUCUGCUGGAUACAAAAGCAGCUCGGUUGGAGAGAGAAAUCAGCACACGUUUGAUUUCCAACACUGAAGAUAUGAUGGAGGGGCUGAGAGAGGUAGAGAGGAAAUGCAAUGACCUGUCCAGAAGAACAGAGGUGAAUGUUUUCAGUAGCGUCAAAAAAAGGCUGUGCUCAUUUCAGGAUUCAUUUAGCACUUACAGGAUGAUGCUCCAGAAAGCACUGGCCAGAUACUUGCCUGCCAUUCGUGAAGGAAGUGUGCCGGAACAAUCUCUGGUAGACAUUCUGAUGAUACACAGCAGCUCCCCUUUCAAUGCUGACUUACUUAACCAAUGGUUAUCUGAUGCAAAGUCUGAAUUUUACUUAUUGAAUAAUCCCAGCAAGACGCUGAAGGAGAUUAACACUGAAGAUUCAGACAGGCUCAAUGGCAUCCUUCUUGAUCCUGAUAUUAAAGCCGUAGUGUGCUUGACCUUCACAUCUCUGAAAUAUAAAGACCCAUAUCUUUCAACCCUGGCAGAGUUUGUGAACUCUGAGAAGUUUACAAAGCUAGAUGAAAAAAUAAACCAGCCUUCUGUGACAUCUGAUGUAAGAAAGUGGUUCCAAGAUCCUGAUGUCAUUGCAAAGAUGAGAGAGAACUUAUCAGUCUUCAAGAAAUUUUCAGAGGCCAAUAAAAAUGAGAAGAACAUCAAAUUCGUUAUUUCUGCCAUCUCCAAUCCCUCCAUUCCAGGCUCCUCCAUCUAUUUGUAUGAAAAUGGGAAGGUGGCAGACACAAAGUUCCAGCCCGUGUCCAAGCCACCCACACCAAUAGUAAAGAAUGUCCUCGCACAAACCGUUUUGCUGAAACUGCAGAAGUCCUCAACUGGAGAAACAAUGAAAUACAGAGUGGAGUACCAGCAGGUAAAAGCAGGUUCUGAUGCUGAGGAGCAGUGGCUUUUCAUAGACACAGCUGAUGAAGACUUCUCACUGACUGAAUUGGUACCUGGGAAGCAGUACUUGAUCCGCUACAGGAUAGUGGGUAAAGUGGGAGUGAGUGAAGCCAGUGAUACUGUCAGCCCUACACUCUCUUCAAUCGACAACUGGACCAGAAAUGACUUCCUAAAAUAUGCCUUUUCUCUCACACUGGAUCCAAACACUGCAAAUAAUAAACUCGUUCUGUCUGAGGGGAACAAAAAGGUGACACGUGGGAACGAGAGAAAACCAUACCCUGAUCAUCGGGACAGAUUUGAUUACUGGGAGCAGGUGUUGAGUAGAGAGAGUGUGAGUGGACGCUGUUACUGGGAGCUGGAGUGGAGCGGAGAAGCGGAUAUAGCACUGUCAUACAAGAACAUCAGCAAGAAGGGAGACAGAACUGACUGUUUGUUAGGACGUAAUGAUAAGUCCUGGAGUUUCAUCUGCACUCCUGGCGAAUACUACUUCAGACACAAUAACGUACAGAAUGUUCUCCCUGUGAAGCCCACCAAGAGUAAAAUAGGAGUGUAUGUAGAUUACAAAGCAGGAACUCUGUCGUUCUACGGGGUCUCUGACACAAUGAGCCUCAUUCACUCAGUCCAGGCCACAUUCACUCAGCCGCUCUAUGCUGGGUUUUGGAUUGGUAAUGGAUCAUCAGUGAAACUGUGCGGAUAAAUCAGAAUAUCAGAAUAGCCUGAGAGAUUCUUCCCAUAAUGCUUUGAGCUGCAUCAUAAAUCAGUAACAGUGUCUGUAUCCAAAACUGCCCUCUAUACCUUUAUUCAUCUUUGGGAUUCUCUAGCUGUUGAGUGUACUCAUUAUUUCCAUCCACUAUGGUUUUCAGACACCACUAAAAAUGGCUGCCCCCUCAAAUAGUGCACUAUUUUAGGGUGUAGGGUGCAAUUUCAGAAAUUGAAAUCUUUUUAGAAUUCAUUCGCUUAAUAUAUACCCAUAGAAUAUAUUCAUGCUAUCUUUCAUUUUAUUUUUCUCUUUUUUUUAUGCACAAAUUAUUAAACACCAAUGAUCUUGAGAUCAGAUGCUUUGAAAAAUGCUUUGAAUCAAUCUGUACUGUACUAAGCACAGAAUAAAUAAAUCUGAUGAAUAUGAAA
This is a messenger RNA of Puntigrus tetrazona (Sumatra barb), 2883 nucleotides long. RefSeq names its product neoverrucotoxin subunit beta-like. Gene Ontology annotation, molecular function: protein binding. The transcript has 5 exons. The record is from RefSeq and is a predicted model, not a curated record. The coding region runs from base 86 to 2452 and encodes 788 amino acids. Lineage: Eukaryota; Metazoa; Chordata; Actinopteri; Cypriniformes; Cyprinidae.